AUGUCAAGCCAGACCGUCCGUGUUGCCGCCGUUCAGGCCGAGGGCUGCUACUUUGAUCUGAAUGCUGCAGUCGAGAAGACAUGCACGCUCAUUGAAGAAGCAGCCAGCAAGGGAUGCGACCUGAUUGCCUUUCCCGAAGUCUGGAUUCCCAACUACCCGGGGUGGAUUUGGCAGAGACCUAUUGACUUUGACAUGGUCAAGGAAUACAUGAAGUCUUCUCUCAAGCGUGAUGGACCCGAGAUGGCCAAGAUAUGUGCUUGCGCUGGCAAGAACAAAAUUGCAGUCGUCCUUGGCUACUCCGAAAACGCCAACCAUUCCUUAUAUCUAUCCCAAUCCAUCAUCGGCAAGGACGGAGAGAUCAAGAUGAUCCGCCGCAAGAUCAAACCCACUCACGUUGAGCGAACCUUGUACGGCGAUGGCAGCGGCGCGUCUCUUCACAAUGUUGUCGAAGAGCCUGGCAUUGGCAAAAUUGGUGCACUCUCUUGCUGGGAGCAUUCCCAGCCUUUGCUGCGCUACCACACUUACUCCCAGGGCGAAGAGAUUCACGUGGCAGCCUGGCCUCCCAUGAACUACUUUAGUUCUUUCCCCGAGGGCUCAGCCCUCUGGUCUCAGUGUCGCGAGGGGGCGCGCAACCUCUCUACCACUCACGCUAUUGAAGGGAACUGCUUCGUUGUUCUUUCCUCUUCAUUCUACACCCAGGCAGGGGUUGAUCGUCAGAAGCUCGGCGAUGGUAAACUCUAUCACAUUGGCGGUGGCGGCUGCGCCUGUAUCAUCGCGCCAGACGGCCGGAAGCUUACUGAAGACCUCGGCGAGGAGGAAGAGGGUCUUCUGAUCGCCGACAUUGACUUGGAUGAGAUCAUGAAGGUGAAGGCUAUGCUGGAUGUCCACGGUCACUACAGCCGACCGGACUUGUUGUGGCUGGGUGUCGACUCGCGAGAGAAGAAGCAAGUUCGUAGAGAGACCGAGCUGCUUGAUGCUUAG
Molecule: messenger RNA, 981 nt
Organism: Colletotrichum karsti
Lineage: Eukaryota; Fungi; Ascomycota; Sordariomycetes; Glomerellales; Glomerellaceae
Exons: 3
Coding region: 1-981 (326 amino acids)
Molecular function (GO): catalytic activity
Source: RefSeq, a predicted model, not a curated record